GUCGCUCGCGGCCUUCAGUCCUGCCUCUUCUUCAUCGCCGAACGGAUCGCGCCGCGAUCGAAUCGAUCGACUAUUAUCGAACGUCGCCGUCGAACUCCCGAUUUCCCUGGAAUUCCGAGAAAGUGCCCAACUAUGUCGAUCCUCACGGCAUACUGCCGCUGUCGCUGGCGAUCGGGAUGAUUUCAGCGCAAUGUCUAACGGGGAAUGACGCUCCCGCGCAGAUGGACCCGACGUCCAAGGUAUCGUUGACAGGUGCUCGCUUCGAUUUCGCGCUCGACAGCCUGAAGAGGGCCGCGCUGAUCGAGUCGAAGGACAACGUCUUCUUUAGCCCGCACAGUAUUCAUCAGGCCCUCAGCCUCGCUUAUUUCGGUGCCCGCGGCACUACUGAAGAGGCCCUGAAACGGGCCCUUCGAAUUCCCGAUCAGCUGUCCAAGAUCGACGUGCAGCGUUACUACGCCUUCGAGAGGUCGCUCAAUCAGAUGCGUGCUCAGAUAAACGGGUCCACGGAUUACGAAUAUAGGGUGGCCAACAGAUUUUGGAUCACGAACGUCAAGAAGCUGCGCGAGUGCAUGUUCGAUUUCUUCGAAGAUCAGCUGCAAGUGACCGAUUUCCGCGCGAAUCCCGCCGAGGUGCGGAUUCGCAUCAAUGACUGGGUCAGCAAUAUGACCAAAGGUCACAUCCGUGACCUCUUGCCGCCCAAUAGCAUCACCGAGGACACUGACCUGGUUCUGGCGAACGCAGUUUACUUCAAGGGCCUCUGGGCCCAGCGUUUCGAUCCCAAGAAUUCCAAACGCGACAUCUUCUACGCUUCCGGCACGCAAAACACCUACGCUACUUUUAUGCGUCAGAAGGGAAGCUUUAAUCACGUCGUCUCGGAAGAGCUAGGCGCGUACGUUUUGGAGCUUCCUUACAAGGGCGACGAAGUGUCCAUGUUCGUGCUGCUGCCGCCGUUCUCCACUGCGCGCACCCUCCUCCAGGAUUCAUCUUCGAGCGAACCACAGGACGGCAUCCGCCAGCUGGUGGAGCGGCUGGCGACCGCAAAGGGCGGCCGGGAGUUGCGCCAGCUCCUGGACGACGGGAUGCCGGCGCGCGAGGUCGAGGUCAGUCUGCCCCGCUUCGAGGUCGAGCGGGAGCUGCAGCUGAAUCAGCUGCUGCACGCCCUGGGCGCCGGAGAGCUGUUGACCCCCGGAGCGGCCGAUCUGCGCGGCUUCGUCGCCGAGGGCGAAGGAAGCCUCCACCUCGGUGACGCCGUCCAUCGCGCCCGCGUCGAGGUUACCGAGGAGGGUACCACCGCGGCCGCGGCCACCGCCAUCUUCACCUUCCGCUCCAGCAGGCCGACCGAGCCCGCCAUCUUUAACGCCAAUCAUCCCUUCGUCUACCUGAUCUACGACAAACGCGACCAAACCGUCCUCUUCACGGGCGUUUUUCGUUCACCCGCGCAUGCCUUGACCCCUGCCGCGGUUUAAUCCUUUUAAGGAUGAAUGAC
Nylanderia fulva is the source of this 1486-nucleotide messenger RNA. Its product is annotated as serine protease inhibitor 88Ea. The record is from RefSeq and is a predicted model, not a curated record. Gene Ontology annotation, molecular function: serine-type endopeptidase inhibitor activity. Lineage: Eukaryota; Metazoa; Arthropoda; Insecta; Hymenoptera; Formicidae.